AUGAAGUUUGCUUAUCUCCUUCCGGUGCUAGCCGGGGUGUCUCAGGCCACCAUCUCGCUUGACUUCAAUGUCUACAGAGGACAAGCUGCCAACGAUCUUGCUGAAAGCCACAACCUAGUGUCUCGCAGAGCCAAGAGAGACGACGACACGUUGAAUGUGGUCCUCGACAACGCCGCCACCUACUACAUGACCACCUUGAAAGUUGGCUCUAGCAAGCAGGAAGUCAGUGUAUUAGUGGACACAGGUUCGUCUGACCUCUGGUUCGCAACAUCGCCUUGCUCUGAAUCGCAAUUGUUUGGGUACAAGAGAGAUGAACACGAAGACGAGGAGUCGGUGACGCCAAGUCCAACAACAACGUCCAUUUACACCGGCUUCAUCACUGGGGCCGACUCGUUGAUCCCCCAAUUCUCGUCAUUCGUCUCGUACGAACUUGCCCACAACCCUGUGGUGUCAUUAGGCGAGAAUGCUACCAAUUAUUACUUUGGUACCGAGGCUUGCACGGCCCACGGCUCGUUUGCAACCGGUAGCUCCGACUCCUUCAAGGCUAACAAGACCGAGGAGCCCUUCUACGUCUUGUACGGCGACAAUUCGUAUGCUCUCGGCUACUGGGCCACCGACAACGUUGAGAUUGGCGGCACGGUGGUCAAGGGCCUUUCCUUUGGCGUCACCCCGUACACAGACUCGUCAACAGGUGUUUUGGGGAUCGGGUUGCCGGGCCUCGAGAACUCGGUUCAUCUCCUCCACCCAAACAAGUCUCAUGAGUACGAGAAUUUGCCAUUACGUCUCAAAAACCUUGGUAUUAUUAAGUCCAAUUCGUACGCUGUUUGGUUGGGCAAAAAUAACGUUUCUCAAGGUAAUGUUCUCUUUGGCGGCUAUGACACCUCUCGGUUCACUGGGCCGUUGACCAAGUUGCCCAUCAUCAACGAGUACGCUGCCAUUGGCGUCAAGAACCCCAUCAGAACCAACGUGCUCUUAAACGGUAUUUCAGGAAAGGACGUCGACGUGACCUUUGACGUCGUUGCUCUUCUCGACACCGGCACCACCUUGGCUUACUUGCCUCCAUCUUACAUCGAGCCACUUGCCAAAAAGGCUGAUGGCGUCUACUGGGAAGGCCAGUAUAAUGUGUCUUGUGACUUGCUCAAGUCCAAAGAGGAAAUUGCCUUCAAGUUCAGCGGAGUCGACAUCAAAGUGCCAUUUGGCGACUUGAUCUUCCAGAACAAUGGCUACGAUACCUCAGAGGGGUGUGCCUUGGGCGUUAUUGACGGCGGGAACAAAAGUGCCAUUUUGGGAGACGUUUUCCUUAGAAGUGCCUAUGCUGUUUUUGACUUUGACAACUACGAGAUCGCUUUGGCGCAGGCUGCUGGGGAGGAGAAGCAACAAAAGGAAGGCUCUCACAUUGUCACCAUUUCAAGUGGCAUUCCAAGUGCGUCGCCAGCUCCUGAGUACUCGUCCACAACAUUGAGUGAUGUCUUGUUGUACAACACCACCGGCAGUCUGUACUACUACUCCACCACGACCUUUGGCAACCACGUAACGGUGGCCGCCGAGUCUACAUCUGCCAACGGUACCAACAACACCCACGCAUAUCCUUCCUACGAUAGUGACUCUGGGUCUGGAAAAGCAGGAACUUUCUUUGCUGUCGUGCUUGGAGCCAUUGGGUCGGCGCUUUCCUUCUUGUGA
Messenger RNA from Candidozyma auris, 1680 nucleotides. RefSeq lists its product as uncharacterized. NCBI's taxonomy places the organism in Eukaryota, Fungi, Ascomycota, Pichiomycetes, Serinales, Metschnikowiaceae. Gene Ontology annotation, biological process: proteolysis. The coding region runs from base 1 to 1680 and encodes 559 amino acids. Gene Ontology annotation, molecular function: aspartic-type endopeptidase activity. The transcript has a single exon. The record is from RefSeq and is a predicted model, not a curated record.